CAAAAAAAGGAAAAUAAAAAGAAACGAGGAAAAGCAUAAAAAAAGGAGGGCGAAAAAAAAAAAAACAAAAAUUGGAAGCACGUGUAGUUUAACAAAGCAUACAUACGGACGGUUCCUAGUAUUUUUGCAUUCUUGCGCUUAUGCAUAUUUAUAUGUAUGAUGAGCACGAACGUGUGUGUAUGUGGCUGUGUAUAUUGUGUGCGUGUGUGUGUGUGUGUGCUUGCGUCCAAGUGUCCCAGUGAGAAUGCAUGUCUGCAAUAAAAAGUAAUAAAACACAACAAAUUAUAAUUAACAUCCUGGCUUUUGUUAAAUACAUUUGCAUACACAACUCCAUCAAGACCCACGCCCGAUAAAAUAAACUAUUUUUCCUGUUAUUCUAUUAAAUACCUAAAACUGUUGCUCCUGCCUGCCCUUCGAACCGCAAUAAUAAUAAUAAAAAUAAUAAAAACAACAACUAACUAGUACUACUACUGCUGCUGCUGCUGCCCUGUGGGAAACUUAACCAACUAAAAUUACACAAUUAUGCACACAUAUGCGCUCCUCGUUCAUUGUGUACAUUAUACGUCUGCUACGUAAUUUACAAUUUUAACAUAUUGCCGCUGCUUAUACUGCCGCUAUACAGUUGAAACAACAACACUAUGGAUUUAACUUGCCCGCAAUUGUCUUCAACUAUAAUAUGGACUUUUUUAUUUUUCAUGAUAUAUUUUAUAACACAUACAACAUCGACACGUGCUCGUGUUACACCCACGGCUAUGACACGUAACAUAGAAGAGGAAAACGUUAAAUAUCUCCUGGAAGGACCACCGGUUAUGGCCGAGUCUAUACAGGGCACUAUAGCCCGACUGCCUUGUAAUGUGACCCCACCGCUUUUGGAUGAUCGCGUGGCCUUAGUUAUUUGGUAUAAAGUAGGCUCAAAGACACCCAUCUACAGUGUCGAUACACGCGAGUCCAAUUUUUCCCAUGGUACUCAUUGGUCAGACGAAGCAUAUCGUGAACGUUUGUCAUUUACUUUGGAAGGUCGCACGGGGACAUUGGCAAUUAAAACGACACAUCAAGAGGAUACCGGCGAAUAUAGAUGUCGCGUAGAUUUCCAGAAGAGUCCGACACGUAAUUCAAAAGUCAAUUUAACGGUUAUCAUACCACCCGAAUCAAUUAUAAUAUUGGAUAGCAAAGGAGCUACGAUAAAGGAUCAUACGUUGGGUCCUUACAACGAAGGUGCCAUGAUUAAUAUCACAUGUGUUGCCAUAGGUGGUCAACCGCAACCGCGCGUUACCUGGUGGCAUGAAACAACAUUGCUCGAUAGCUCAUCACAUGCUUUAUCAGAUCGUCGUGUGGGUAAUGUGCUGUCAUUGGGUAAAUUGAAACGAAAAAAUCUCCAUAUGCAACUAACCUGCCAAGCAGCCAAUAAUAAUCUAACGGUACCAAUUACGAAUACCGUCACACUGGAUAUGAACCUACGACCAUUGCUGGUGAAAUUGCAAGGAGAAAAUCGCCCUUUAUCGGCGGACAAUUCAUAUCAAUUAAGCUGUGUUGUUAUUGGUUCCCGGCCGGCACCGACUAUUACUUGGUGGAAGGGUAGCACACCCAUGAAAAAUACUCAUGAAAUUGCUAAUCCUGAUGGCAAUAUGACCACAUCAAUAUUAACGUUUACGCCGACCAUCGAUGAUCGCGGCAAGUAUUUAUCUUGUCGCGCUGAACAGACAAUGAUACCCGAGAGUGGUAUGGAGGAUGGCUGGAAGCUCGAUAUUUACCAUAUACCAGUGGUAAGCUUGGAAUUGGGUACUAAUUCGAUGAACUCUACUCUACGGGAAGGUAUUGAUGUUUUCUUUGAAUGCAAUAUCAAAUCGAAUCCUUGGAUUAGUAAAGUUAGUUGGCGUCAUAAUGGCAAUAUAUUAGAAAAUAAUAUUGCCGAAGGUAUCAUAGUGGCGAACCAAAGUUUGGUCUUACAGAACGUUAGCCGAGCACGCAGCGGCAUCUAUACAUGUGUAGGCAGUAAUCCGGAGGGUGACGGUGAAAGCAAUCCAGUGCAUUUGGAUAUACGUUUUGCACCCGUAUGCCGGCAGAGCCAACGUUUUAUGUAUAGUACGGGACGACAUGAAACGGUUAAAAUCGCCUGUGAGAUUGAAGCAAAUCCAGCGGAAGCAGCAUACGUGUGGAAAUUCAAUGCAACACUUGGCGAGACAAUCGAUAUACCGGCAUCUCUAGUAGUCAUCGAUCGUGGACGCAGCAUAGCACAUUAUACACCGAUGACAGAAAAUGAUUACGGAACGUUAUUAUGUUGGGCCAGUAAUGAAAUCGGAGAUCAAAGUGAGCCUUGCGUUUAUACCAUUACCCCAGCAGGUGAACCAGAUCCUUUGAUAAAUUGCACUUUGCUCAAUCAAACUUCGACUGGCUUUCAAAUUGAGUGUAUGGAAGGCUUUGAUGGCGGUCUGCAGCAAGACUUUAUUAUGGAAGUUUAUGUAAAUGGUACAACACGGCAUCCGAAAAUCUACAAAUCAAAUACACCAUACUUUGAGGUACGUGGCUUAAUACCGGGAGCGGGUUACAAUGUUUUCCUUAUCGCUCAUAACAGCAAAGGACGCAGUAAUGCUACCAUAUUGCAAGUGUACACAUUAAAGGAUCCCGAAAAACAAACCGUUAUAAUAACCUACAAAAAAUCCUUUGUUAACACAACCAUUGAAAGAAUAUCAAAUGAUUUCCUAAUUCCUUUAAAUAUAACACACACUCAGACUAGUAAAAAGCAAAAUCUGUCUUUGGCUUAUGCUCCCGUGAUAGAGGAUAUACGCCCUUUUCUGGGCAUAUUGGUGGGCAUUGUGGGCAGCAUUGUCUUAGUGGCAUUGAUUAUUGUGAUAAUUGUGCGUAUGCGCGGUUCUACCGGACGUGACCGCAAUAAUUACACUCAUGGCCAUACUACAACAACUACCACAACCACGACAGCGACAACGCAGGGACAUCGUCAUAAUAAUACGGGCUUGAAUGGUUUACAUAACGGCAGUGACAUACACGUGGGGAGGGGUAAUUGCCAUGUUACAAGCAGUUUGGAUAGCAUUGACAAAAAUCCCGAUAUUAUACCACAUGAUGGUCACGACGAAGACGAUGAAUGGACUACCUCGACUAUACAUAAUCAUGCUUAUGCUACGGCUGCAUUAGCCGAACAAAAUGCUGUCAUCACAUCAUCAACAUAUGAUCACAUAGUACCUACGUAUGCGGUGGUCGAUAAAAAAUCCCAACAACAGCAUAUGCAGCAGUUACAACAACAACAACAGCAACAACAGCAACAACAACAACAGACGGCUGCACAUCAUCACCCAUACGUUCAGUAUAAAACUCUGAUGCCCAUUAAUAAAAUGGCAGCUUAUGGCGGCCAGCAACAGCAGCAUAAACAACAACAACAACAACAACAAGCAAAUAAGACUGAUUUAACACAUGCCGAUUUAAUGGUCACGGCGGCUGGUCAACAACGUCUGGCUGCAUCCUAUUGCAGUGCAACACUGGGACGCCAUCGACAAGGUGACUUGAAACGUGCUGAGCCUAACAUAUACUCUCAGAUUGAUCUCGCCCAUCAUCCCAUGUACUCGACGAGUCCUAUGUUUGCUACGAAUACCAUCACUGGUGUCACAAUGUCACAUCCAUCACAAUUGGCCACUUUUACACCGCCACCAUCCAUAUUCGCACACAAGGUGCUGCACACAAACACACAAACCACUCAGCAACAGCAACAGCAGAUACAACACUCAGGCAAAAGCGGCGGUGGCGGAAGUGGUGAUGUCGGUCUAUUGCAAACAGCCGUAGGAGGUGUUUGCAUAGCCGGCAUACCAGCCACUCAUCAUAAUACACAAUCCAUCAUCUGCACGUCGCAGAAGAGACCACAAUCGCCUACAGCAGUGCCGGUGGCUGCAGCAGCCUCUUCCUCGUCUUCGUCCUUAUCAGCAACAACGUCAGCUUCGAAUUCCGCACUGCCAUCUUCAGCGACACUAUGCGGAGGGGGCGUCGGUAGUGGUGGUGGUGUACUUGCUCUACAAGGCAAUGGUAAUGUAGUCGGUGCCAACAGUAUGGGAAUCUCAGGUGUCUAUGCUAACGAAGCGACGACAAGCUCAACAGGACUGUUGAAAUCGGUACCCGAAGAGAUAUCCUAUCAUCAUCAGCAUCAUCAAAUGAAUGGCGAAAAGGUUCUAAUUACUCAAGAUCGUAAUCAUGUAACGCGUUUCUGACGAUAAAUUCAGGCGAUCGCCAUAAAACCACAAAAUGAACCUCAUGCCGCUACUACUGCUACCACAGCAACAACUACAAGAUUAAGAAGAAGAAUUAUGUCAUUAGAAUUGUAAGUUUAAAUCAACAGCAACAACAACAACAACAAAAACACAAAGAAAAAAAAAAACAA
Molecule: messenger RNA, 4381 nt
Organism: Glossina fuscipes
Lineage: Eukaryota; Metazoa; Arthropoda; Insecta; Diptera; Glossinidae
Exons: 20
Coding region: 639-4211 (1190 amino acids)
Molecular function (GO): protein binding
Source: RefSeq, a predicted model, not a curated record